Prinia subflava (tawny-flanked prinia) is the source of this 3456-nucleotide messenger RNA. RefSeq lists its product as uncharacterized. The transcript has 11 exons. Lineage: Eukaryota; Metazoa; Chordata; Aves; Passeriformes; Cisticolidae. The record is from RefSeq and is a predicted model, not a curated record. Bases 1 to 1071 code for a protein of 356 amino acids.
AUGCAAUUGUCAGCUACGUUGGCCUGCAAUAGCAAGGUCCUGGAGAUGCAGGGAAAAGGGCACAUAGUGUCCCUGUGUCCUGUUUCUGCAUCUUUCUGGGAACUAGAGGAAUCCUGCUUCCACCUAGCAGCACAGCAGCAGCAGAACCUCCUCUGGCUCGCCCUCUUCCUCCAGAGGCUAAAGGGGAGGCAAAGGACAACAGACCUCCACGUGCUGUCAGUCCAGGGCCGGAGCAUCGUGAACCAGCUCCCUGUUGUCAGCGCACAGAGCGGUCCCAAGGUGCAGUUCACAGCCUUCUGGGCUGUGUCUCUGCUUGCUGCUUCUCAAAGCUCUCAGGAGCCAACAUCCCUGCUCCCUACUGCUUGUUUGUGCUUUUUCCCUGCCCAUUCCUUGCAGGCCUCAGCAGAAGAGCUCCUUUCCAGUCAGGACUCCUGGGCCCAGGCAGGAGAGGCGGAGCGGCAGGAGAGCACGGAUGGAGUGCGCAGAGCCCGGGAUUUCAGAUGGAAGCAGUUGGCUGCCCUUGAGAGAAAGCGCCACUCCUCACUAGCCUGGGGCUUUGAAACAUCAGCAGAGACAGAGGAGGAAUUGCAGCCUCAGAGGGAUCUGCUGAAGAAAGAGGCUCCUCUGGCAGUGCCAAAGGUUUGCUGCCCGCAGGGGCCAUCCCCCAGGGGUCUGGAGAGGCUGCUCCAGGAGUUCUCUCGCCAAGGGGACACACUGUCCCAGGUGUGCAGAGAGAAAACGGUGCUGGCACAAGAGAAGGCUGCCCUGGAAGCCCGGCUGGCAGACACGGAGCGGAAGCUACGAGGCCUUUCCAAGCAGCUGGUAGAGGCCAGGUCAGCCAAGGAGAGCCUGCAAAGCAGACUGCAGGCGGCUCAGCUGCACAUCUCGGAGCUGGAGAUGGCCAGGAGCCGUCUGGAAGGCCAAGUUUGCACAGCCACGCAGGCCAAGGAGGUGAUACUCGAGGGCCUUUGUCGUGAGCUGCAAGCUGUAAGAUCUCUCAGCAAGCAGCAACGUGAAGAAGUGGCCCAACAUCUCCGCUGGACAGAAGAGCAGUACAUCAAGGCUCUCUGACUCUGCCAAUCUGCUCAGGAAGAGGAAAAAAGGAAGCUCCAGGAAAACUUGCUCCAGCAUCAGAAGGCUGCUGUCUUAACCAGGAUGCGCCAGAUGGAGAGAAAGCUAAUGCAAAGACAGCAGCAGGUCAAGCAGCUGAGGCUGGAGCUGAGUGAGGAGCGGCUGAAUGGGCAGGACAAGCUGCAGCAAGCUCAGAGGAAGAUGAAGGCAAUGGAGAAAAGGCACAAAGAAGAAAUGAAAAGGAUGCGCAGGAUGCAGCUGCAGUACAGGCUGUCUGAACAAAAGCAGAUGGACGCAGGUUCUGCUGCUGCAGCAGCAUCCUGCAAAGAAGGAGCCUCCUCUCCGCAGCCUGAAAACUCGAGCACGAACAGUUCAUCCUGGUCAAGCCAGGAGAGAGAGAAGCAGUGCCUGAAGUUGCUGAGUACAUCCUGUGGAUUUCCUGUGCGAUGGAGCAGUGUGUUGUGUGUGUGCCUCAGCAUCAGCUGUACCACAUCUUCCUCCUCACUCUGGUGUCCCACAGACAUUCUGGACUCCCUGCAGAAGCCAUUGUUGUGCUUGGAGGCAGCCGAGGAGCUCCUGGGGCAUUCCUUUUGCCUCUGAGGGCAGCUGGGAGUGGGUGGGCUUUGCCUGAGCUUCCCUGUGCAGGAGAGGCAAAAGCAGGGAUGGUUUCCCGAGCAGCGGAAGGCUGCGACCUAGCAAAUGAUCCAGUGAACACAGUGUGUGUGCUAGUCUGGCCAAAGUGAUCAGCACAGUUGGCUUCCUGGAUUCCCUUUAGACUCCUGACUUGUCACCAGUCCUUGGAGACCAAAUCCUUCAGAGAAGUUGAUUGGCUGUGGGGCUGGUUUCAUACCUGGGUUGUUUUUAUAACUGGUAUUACUUCUACGAUUCCUUCUACAGCUGGUUUUGAUGAGAAUUCUACAGUUUGGUUAACCCGACCUCCUUGGAAAGAACAUCAGACACCUCUUGAAAAAACACAUCAAUGUGGCACGGUCAGACAAAACUGCCCUGCAGGCAAUUCUCAGGAGGAAGCCUGCAGCCCCUCUGCCGCACCUUCCUCCAGUACAGGGCACUUUGUCACGGCUAAUGCCCAGCCGGUGAAUACUCUUGGAAUGCUAAGCAUUGGUCUCAAUACUCUAGGAAAGCACACCAAGGCCUUGGCGACUCUGCAGUACAACAGAGCUGCUUCUUUUAACUGGCAAGGUCCGGCAGUGCAGUGCUGUCAGAGAAUAACCGGUGAGGUAGAGAACAGAGCCCACUUUACUCGGUGUCUGCCAUCAACUCUUGGCACAGAGGGUGGAUUGAUCUACUCCUCCGUGGGUCUGAACUCAGAGACAAUCAUGUUCUGUCUUGAGUGGAGUCAACAGCUUAUGAUGGAGCUCCGUCUGGCUCUGGCUUCUUCACAGUGGUUGUCAGUGGCCAUUCAUGGGCUUUGCCAAGCUUUUUGUCAUACCCGCCCUGCCGCUGACGGCUGAUGCGUCUGCAGAGGCUGGAGCCUUCCUUAGCUGGGAGGUUUCAGCUGCUGCCGCGGUGCUGCAGCUUUGCCUGGACUCGUGAAAGGAUCAGCACCUCAUUUGGGCAGGUGUCUGUGUCACGGCAGCGCUUGAGGAGCGGCACUGUCCUUGUUACCCGUCUUGGCUGUGCCCGUUUGGGACGAUGGGGCACGUGGGCCGUGUUCAAGAGGCCGAGUCCAGUGCUGGUGACUGCUGCCCCCAGGCUGAAGACAAGGAGUUGUAGUUCUUCACUAAAUGGGACAUGGGCAAAGUCAUCUUUGGAACUUAGGCUGCUCAUAAAUGAAGAGAGUCCUAAUUCUUACAGCCAUUGUUCUUGGUUAUGGCAUGAGCUGCUGUUCUCUAAAACUGGCAAGGCAUUCUUUAGGCAAACUGCUGAGAGGCAGAGAAGUCCCCUCCUCUCCUGGAAUUCACUUUGCAAUAUUCUUUCUGCUCUGCAGAAAGCAGCUGUUGAUAAAAAUUCACCCCAGAUCCCAGGGUGCAUUUAAAACUUGCCAGUAUGAAACCUUUUGUGGAAUCUCACAAGAGAGUGUUUAUUCCCAAGAAAAUGAAGGCUCAUGAUUUUUCAGCCCUCCUUCCCUUUGUAGAUUGCAACCACUUGCCUUGGUGCCUGUUCUUUUCUGAUCUCUGUCUGCUCUGAAGGUUUCUCCCUGAGCUGAGUUUGCUCUCAAGGUAAACCUGCAAAGGAGUAUGGAGAAUCAGACUCUGUGCAGGCCGUGUGUGUUUCAGAGCUGCCUGGCUUGCUGCGGCUGCCGUUGUUGUUGUUCUUGUUGAUGUCGCUGUAAGGCAACCAACCAUGAAUUGCUCAGAGCCUCAGAGAGUGGAGCUGAGUUUCAGAGCUCCUGGAAGUCACUAUCUCUCUUUUGAAGUUUGCUUC